AUGGCGACCUCCACUUCUCCCCAUGCUCCUGUGCAUCGCUUCGAGCUCGUCGAAGGGAUGCAACUUCAGAUAAAUAUCUCUGGGUCUUGUAAAGGACGCAGCGCUAGACUUGAGUUUCAGCUCAGCAGAUGCAGCCGCGCUUGGAUUCUUCACUGGGGUUGUGUUUUCCGUGGAAAUAUGAACUGGUUCGUUCCCGAUUCAGGUUCGCAUAGUUUCAAGCAAGGCUCAUUGCAGACUCGAUUCACCAAGAAAGACUAUGAGGAUGCUUUGAUAGAGAUACAAAAUCAGCUAUCCAAAGGAAUAUCCUUGAAUGAUUUGUGCAGUAGUUUUCCGACUUCCAGUACCAAGAGAGUGGCUGAUAAUAGAGAGCAGCCAAGGAGUGCAUACUCUUUCAAAUGAAAACAUAUUGUUGAGCAGUGGUUGCAAAAGCAUAUCGCAGGACCUGCCAAAAACACAGUGACAAGUUCAGCUCUCAUGAAUCUUGUUGACAAAUAUAUGGGAGGAGAUGAUGUAGUCUCUCAGAAAAGUUAUCAUGCUGGCAACUAUGAAGUAGUGGUCCUUUCGAAAAUGGUUAGGGGGGAGUAUCACAUCAUGGUUGCUACAAACAUUAGAGGUGCUACAGUGCUUCACUGGGGUGUUUCAAAAAUAUCCCCUGGGGAAUGGUUGGUUCCUCCACCCGAGAUUCGACCUAAAAACUCAAAUGUCGUUCCUGGAGCAUGCCAGACUUAUUUUAACGAGAUGUCAAUUGGUAACGGAGCCUUUCAGGUUGUAGAUAUCAAUUUUCAGCAAAGCAAUUUCAUUGGUAUCCAAUUUGUGAUAUGGUCUAGCGGGUCCUCGUGGAUAAAAGAUAAUGGCUCCAACUUCUAUGUAGCUAUAAUACCCAUGAAUUCGAGUGGAAAGGUUGAUGGGGCUGGGGAAGAAAUUGACAAAUGGUUACCUGAUGAAAUCUCUCGUAGAGAGAAAGAGGCUGAGAGAUCAUUAAUGCACAGAUUCAACAUUGCUACGGAGCUCACAGAACGCUGCAAAAGGCUCAUUGGCAUGUUGGUAUGGUUGAGGUUCAUGUCGUGCAGGCACCUCACUUGGAACAAAAACUACAAUGUGAAACCUCGUGAGAUUAGUGAAGCUCAAGAUAGGUUUACCAGUCUACUACAGAAAAUAUAUAUAAACCAGCCAAAGGAAUGGGAUGUAGUGAGAUUGUGAGACUACUAAUGGCACAUGUUGGUUGCCGGGGUCAGGGGAAUUGGACAGAAGAUUCGUGAUGAAAUACUUGUGAUUCAGAGGAACAAUGACUGUAAGAGUGGCAUGAUGGAGGAAUGGCACCAAAAGUUACACAAUAAUAGUAGCCCGGAUGAUGUGAUAGUUUGUGAGGCACUCUUACAUUACAUUAAGUCUGAUUUCAGACUUGAUGUUUAUUGGAAAACAUUAAUUGCAAAUUGUCUCAGCAAAGAGAAGCUUGCAAGUUAUGACCGCCCCAUUGUCUCAGAGCCUCAUUUCAGGGCUGAUACUAAGGAGGGUCUCGUCCACGACCUCACGGCAUACUUGAAGACAUUAAAGGCUGUUCAUUCAGAUGCUGACCUUGAAUCUGCUAUCGAAGUUUUGAUUCCCUCAAAUAGGAAGUUACUAGAAUCUCAUAUUGAGCUUCACCCUCUUCUCAACACCUCCCACAGAAGACUAAAAGAUAUACUGUUCCUCGAUCUUGCUUUGGCUUCAGCUGUCAAAACAACUAUGGAAAGGGGACUCAGAGAUCUACAUUUUUCAAACCCACCGGAGAUUAUGUUCUAUUCCUUGGUUCUCGAAAGUUUAUGCCUGUCAACAGUUAACAAUGAAGAUCUCAUUUACUGCACCAAGGACUGGUACUGUAUUAGUGAACUGUAUAAACCCAAUCAUGGUCAGUGGGCAUUACAAUCAAAGGCUAUUCUUGAUCGCUUACAAUUAGUACUUGCUGAUAUGUCUCAGUACUAGAAGAAGAAGAUCCAGCCCAGUGCAAAAUAUCUUGGUAAUUUGCUGGGAGUUCAGAAGUUUGCGAUUGAUACUUUUUCUGAGGAGUUAAUGAGGGCUGGAUCGGAGACUAUUCUGUCUACUCUCAUCAAACGUUUUGACCCCAUUAUUAGAAAGAUGGCUAACUUAGGCUGUUGGCAGGUUAUCAGCCCAGUUGAUGUGCAGGGUAUUAUAACCUCUGCUAAUGAGCUAAUUAGUAUUCAGAACAAAGUUUACAAAAAGCCAACCAUUCUAAUUGCAACUAGAGUAAAUGGAGAGGAGAUUCCAGAUGGAGUAGUUGCUGUCCUGACACCUGAUACACCGGAUAUUUUAUCUCAUGUCUCUAUAAGAGCAAGAAAUAGCAAGGUUGGAGCAAAAUCUUGCAACAUUAAAUUUUUGAGAGGAAGGGUGCCAGCAUGGAUUAAAAUUCCCAUGUCAGUUGCCAUACCAUUUGGAGCCUUUGAAAAGGUCCUAUUAGAAGAUGUUAAUAAGGAUAUAACAUAUAAGAUUUCUUCAUUUUACAAAUGUGUGAAGAGUGGAGACCUUUCUAAACUCACAAUACAAGAAUCUAUUCUACAAUUGAAUGCUCCUUUUUCCUUGACCCAUCAACUUAAGAGCAUAAUAAAAAGUUCAAGAAUACCUUGGCAUGGCGUCGAAGGCGACGAGAGGUGGAAUCAAGCUUGGCGUGCCAUAAAGAAGGUUUGGGCUUCAAAGUGGAAUGAAAGAGCUUUUAUUAGUUGUAAGAGAGCUAAACUAGAUCAUGAGAAUAUAUGCAUGGCUGUAUUGAUUCAAGAAGUCAUCUGUGCCAAUUAUGCCUUUGUUAUUCACACAAAGAAUCUCUUAUCAGGGAACACUGCAGAAAUUUACACAGAGAUAGUUAAGGGCUUGGGAGAGACGUUGGUGGGUGCAUAUCCUGGACGAGCCAUGAGCUUCAUAACCCAAAAAGCCAAUCUAAACUCUCCAAUUGUUAGUUGUUAUCCGAGCAAGCCAAUAGUUCUCUAUAGCAAGUAGUCUAUCAUAUUCAGAUCAGACUCAAAUGCUGAGGAUCUGGAAGGAUAUGCAGGUGCUGGGCUUUAUGACAGUGUAAUCAUGGAUAAAGAGGAGAAAGUUGUAUUGGAUUACUCAAGCGAUCGGAUGAUCAUUGAUAGGGGGUUCCAAGUCUCACACUUCUCAAGAAUUGCAGAGGCGGGAAAGAUAUUAGAAGGUCUUGAUGGUUGUCCUCAGGACAUUGAAGGUGUGGUAAAAGAUGGACUUGUAUAUGUAGCUCAGUCAAGGGCACAAAUCUAA
Molecule: messenger RNA, 3264 nt
Organism: Fragaria vesca subsp. vesca
Lineage: Eukaryota; Viridiplantae; Streptophyta; Magnoliopsida; Rosales; Rosaceae
Product: alpha-glucan water dikinase 2-like
Biological process (GO): phosphorylation
Molecular function (GO): kinase activity; ATP binding
Source: RefSeq, a predicted model, not a curated record